GCUAUCUCUUCUGCGAUUCUGCACGGCAGUUAUUAAGAUUCAACAGCCUGUAGUCAGCGUAUUGCAUCCUUGGCAAAACACAUCCUCGACCCUGGAGGGUCAGUCAUUGGAAUGGCUCCCAUGUUAUCCGAGCCUCCCAGGCCGCGGCCUCGUCGACAGGCCUUCGUCGCAACAUGCUCACCUGACGAGCUGCUUGGUCAAGUCAUCCAGGCACUUUGUCCCAGUUACAACAUCGAUGCACCUCACCUGUUGGCAUUGCGACAAGUACUUUCAAGCGCUAUUGUGGCACCCAAAAAACCUCCGACGUUGAAGCGCACUCGUCCUGAUAGACGCAUCGGCGAGGUCUUUCCGGUCCAUGAUACACCACGUCGGUCUGUGUUUGGCCCAAACGGUCCGCCAGUAUCUGCGGAGCAAAGUUUCUAUUUCCACCAUCAGGAUCCUGAUUUCGAAAGGCUGUUGCCGCAGGUGGAUCGAACACGUUUCGACAAGCCAGAGAAACCAAACGUUUGCUCAAAUCUGAACACUGAGGAAGUUCUGGACAGUCAGGAGAGCAUGGAGUCGGUUCUUACAGUUCCUUUGGUAGCUACACCUGAUACUCAGUGCAGCGUAUCUACUGAGCCCACGACACUGCACGAACCCACGUUGAUCGAUCGCAAAGAGACGUCCACAGAGCACACACAUCAGCCAAGGAUCUCAUCCGAGUCCGAAUCGCCUGUCAGUGACAAUUCAAAAGUCAUCCCAACCAUGUCACAGGAUGGCGCGACUCAUACACUGACAAACCCUCACACUCCACCCAUUCCGGCCAUCACCAUAACGAGUCCACAGCCAACGUUCAAGGGUGCAUUGAGCCUGUCAAGAGACAUACCAGUACCAUCAGCUCUUCCAAUAGAGAUCACUGUCGCCAUGCAACCUCCACUUCUUCAGGACAGUCAUGAGGAUCCCCAGUCCUCCACUCCGGUGUGCCACAUUGUGCAGUAUACAGACACACAGGAUACCGUCAUCAGCACUCAGCAGAGCGAAGUCUUCAGCCAGCCAGUUGAUUUUGUGCACUUCACUCCGCCCACGCAGGAAGAUAGUCAGAGUGGGGUCAUGUCGUCGCAGCCAACACCCUCAGCAAUAUCGUUGGGUAAGCGGCCGCGCUCGGUAACGGAUACGAUGGAUCGGGAGCCGGAACUGAAGCGGGCGAGGUCGGGGGUGCAGGCUUCACACGGAACAUAGUAAGAAGGAAUUCGGAUCACACAUAUGCUAGCUACAAUACAACACAAAUACAGCACGGGCUUAUUGUCAGCAGCUUCGCCAUCUAAAGACUCACACGUACUAGAUCUAAGGAUGAUGAACGAACUUUACGCUUUCCCAAAGUCCGAUAG
Molecule: messenger RNA, 1367 nt
Organism: Boeremia exigua
Lineage: Eukaryota; Fungi; Ascomycota; Dothideomycetes; Pleosporales; Didymellaceae
Exons: 2
Coding region: 112-1218 (368 amino acids)
Source: RefSeq, a predicted model, not a curated record